GCGGCGGCGAGGCCGCGUGCUGGCCCUCGGCCCUGGUGCUGGCGCCCACCGCGGACCUCGCGCACCAGAUCGCGCAGGUGGCGUCGCGGCUCUGUGCCGGGUGUGGGCUGGCCGGGGCCGUCCUGGCCGUCGGGGACGUGGGCGCCGAGGCAGCGCCGAAGGCGCGGGUGGCCGUCGGCACGCCCGACGGGCUGCUCGAGGGCGUCGCCCGCGGGGCCCUCCGCCUGGGCCGCGUGCGGACGGUGGCCAUCGACGAGGCCGACAGCGUGCUGCUCGAGUCCGGGCACAGCUGCUGCCAGGCCGAGGCCGACGACCUCUUGAGGCGACUGGAGGAGCAGCCAGAGCCGCCGCAGGUGCUUCUGACCAUGGCGCACCUGAGGUCGGACCGCGAGGACGCGCUGGUGCGGCGGUUCCCGGCGCUGCAGCAGGUGCGGCACACCGGCGUCCUCGUCCCGACGUUGCGGCAGGUGCACCACUACUACCGCGGGGACCGGGGGGCGAAGCUGCUCUUCGUGCUGAAGGAGGCCCUGGCGGACGAGUUCCUCAGCGGCGGCGGGACGCUGGUCUUCUGCGCCACGCCGCAGGACGUGGAGGACGUGCUCGCCCUGCUGGAGGACAAGCUGCCGUCGUGCUUGCCGAGGGCGCUGCACAGCGGCACGGAGCCCCAGGCCCGCGCGGAGGCCCUCCGCGACUUCCGGGGCGGCCGGGUCCGCCUCCUCGCCACCACGGACGCGGCGGCGCGGGGACCUGCCGAACCUGCGCCACGUGGUCAUGUGGGACGUACCCCCGGACACCACCAGACACCACGGCCUGGGUGCACGUCGCGGGCCGGACGGCGCGGCGCGCCUCCGACAGGAGGGGCUGGUGACCUGCCUGGUGCACGCGGACCAGCAGCGGAAGUACCAGUGGGACUUCCAAACCACCACGCGCUCAAGCCGGCGGAGCAGCUGCGGUUCGAGACGGAGGGUUUUGCGGAGGGCGGCUGA
Molecule: messenger RNA, 986 nt
Organism: Prorocentrum cordatum
Lineage: Eukaryota; Dinophyceae; Prorocentrales; Prorocentraceae
Source: the annotation of a GenBank genome assembly